AUGAGCAAAAACGAACCUGUUAGCAAGGAGGACGUGGUUGUGUCUUCAGAUGAUGAAUCUGCCCUUUUUGACACUUCGGACUUCAAUCAGACCUAUAUCCGCAAAUCGAUGUUGAUCACAUCAGCCAUCGACGAAAUGGGGUUCGGUCGCUAUCAAUUGGGGUUGUUUUUCGUGGCCGGAUUUGGGUGGUUUGCGGACAACGCAUGGCCCACCGCAACAUCUUACAUUUUGCAACGUCUCGUGGAGAAGGAUAAGGUUCAUUACCCGGUAGGAAGAGCACCUUACUUGACCCUUGCACAGAAUUUGGGAUUGUUAGCUGGGGCGCUGUUUUGGUCACUUUCAGCAGAUAUCGUUGGCAGACGGUGGGCAUUUAACUUAACAUUCUUGUUCACAGGCAUCUUUUCGCUUGCCGCAGGAGGAAGCCCUACGUUUGUUGCAAUUGGAGUCUUUUGUGCUCUCUGGAGUUUCGGAGUCGGUGGAAAUUUGCCUGUGGACUCGGCAAUUUUCUUGGAAUCCCUUCCAACAAACUCCAAAUGGCUCUUGACUGUAAUGUCUGUAUGGUGGAGUUUGGGCCAGGUAGUCACGGCACUAAUCUCAUGGGCAUUGAUCACUAAUUACUCCUGUUCGGACACUGCAAGUGAGUGUUUAUCAAAGGAUAAUAAAGGAUGGAGAUACUUUUUGUUCACUUUGGGAGGGUUGACGUUGUUGAUGUUCUCAGCUAGAUUCUUAUUCCCGCUUUACGAAAGCCCCACAUUCUACUUGGCCCGAGGAAAUGACGAAAAGGCACUUGAGACCUUGAACCACAUUUCUCGAAUCAACAAGAAACCCCAUAGCUUGACAAUAGAGGAAUUGAGAGCAAUUGAUGAUCUCAACCUCGACAAUGAGCACCCAGAAGCCUCAGGAGGCAACCAGCUCUUACAGUCCAGACUCAAAAGGUAUAAUUUGUCACACAUUCGUCAAUGUUUUGGAUCUCGUCGUUUAGCUAUCUCUCUGAUUUUGGUGAUAUCGUCGUGGGCAUUAAUAGGAUUGGCAUUUCCUCUUUAUAAUGCCUUUUUACCAUCAUACUUGGAGCAGAGGGGUUCGGCCAACAAGGCUCUCAGUGUCUCUACAACAUACCGAAACACGUUGAUCGUGGCCGUUUUAGGUGUUCCUGGAUCAAUAAUCGCUGGUGUCCUUGUGGAGCUUCGUAUCGGCAGAAAGGGAACCCUCUUUGUUUCUCUUCUUAUGACAGGAAUUGUCCUUUUUGGUUCAACCACCGCCAAAACUUCCAACUCGUACCUUGCCUGGAAUUGCUUCUUCAAUUUCUUCUCAACUAUUAUGUACGGAGUGCUUUAUGCGUACACGCCAGAAGUAUUCCCUACGAAGAUCCGAGGAACAGCUGUUGGUCUCGCAGCUUCUGCUAACAGAGUGCUAGGAGUGUUUGCACCCAUUAUUGCCAUUUUUGCUGAUUUGACCACUUCAGCACCUAUUUUUGUUUCAGGAGCUCUUUUCCUUGUUUCGGCAGUUUUAGUUGUGUUUUACCCGUACGAACCCAGAAACAAGUCGAGCUUGUGA
Molecule: messenger RNA, 1554 nt
Organism: Sungouiella intermedia
Lineage: Eukaryota; Fungi; Ascomycota; Pichiomycetes; Serinales; Metschnikowiaceae
Source: the annotation of a GenBank genome assembly